CUCUCUUUUUCUUCUCUUGUCAUUGCAGCUACGUGGGUAGGAGGAGGGUACAUUAAUGGUACGGCGGAGUAUGUCUUUACGCAAGGCUAUGGGCUUCUCUGGACACAGGCCCCAUGGGGGUAUGCUGCCAGCUUAGUUCUUGGUGGUCUUUUGUUUGCCAAGCAGAUGAGAUCCCAAGGCUACGUCACCAUGCUGGACCCCUUCCAGCUCAAAUAUGGCUCCCGUAUGGGGGGUCUGCUCUUCUUACCAGCCCUCAUGGGGGAACUGUGCUGGUCUGCUGCCAUCCUUUCUGCUCUAGGUGCAACAAUUAGUGUUAUCUUGGAUCUGAACAUGGAGAUCUCAGUGACCAUCUCGGCCUGUAUAGCAGCGUUCUAUACGUUCUUUGGAGGACUCUACUCGGUAGCUUACACCGAUGUCAUUCAACUCAUCUGCAUCUUCUUUGGCUUGUGGCUAUGCAUACCUUUCGCCCUGACCCACGAAGCCGUCCUACCAAUCACAAACACAUCCAGCGAAUGGAUCGGUACAUGGGACAACAAGUAUGCCGGCGUCUGGUUUGACUAUGCCCUCCUACUGAUGUUUGGCGGUAUUCCAUGGCAGGUAUAUUUCCAGCGUGUCCUGUCGUCCAAGACUGCCGAGCGAGCCCAAUGGCUCUCCUACGUUGCUGCUGGCGGCUGCAUUAUCAUGGCGGUCCCUCCUAUACUCAUUGGAGCUAUUGGCUACAGUGCAGAUUGGUCUCAAACUAAGAUAGACCUCAACAAGACGAGACCUGACGAGAACCCAGCUCUGAUUCUACCUCUUGUCAUCCAAUACCUAACGCCCCCAUGGGUCUCCUUCGUUGGUUUGGGUGCCGUGUCCGCUGCCGUCAUGUCCUCCGCGGACUCGUCUAUCUUGUCCGCCAGCUCCAUGUUUGUCAGAAACAUCUACAAGCUCGUCUUUAGGCAGGGGGCAACAGAACGUGAGCUCCUCUGGGUUCUCCGCCUCUCCAUCGUCGUGGUGACCGCUCUGGCUCUCGUCAUGGGGCUGACCAUCAAGUCUGUAUACGCCCUCUGGUUCCUCUGCUCUGACUUUGUCUACGUCAUCCUGUUCCCUCAACUCUUCUGCGUGGUCUACUUCAGCAAAGUCAACACCUACGGUUCCUUCUUUGCCUACAUCGUGGCCUUGUUUCUACGUCUGGGAGGUGGCGACACCACGCUUCGCAUACCUCCUUUCAUCAAGUACCCGCUGUACAACGACGUGGAUGGGCAGUUGUUCCCGUUCCGCACCUUCGCCAUGUCGAUGUCCUUUUUAACUUUAGUCAUCGUGUCCUAUUUGACGAACUUCAUUUUCUUGAAUGGCUACCUGAGGAAGCAGUUUGAUGUCUUUCAGUGCAUCGUGAACAUUCCGGAGCUCCAUCGUGAGAAGUACGACACGGUGGACGGCGAGAACCUGCAGUUGAAGACGAUACAGACGGACGGCCCAGUGGACGGGAUGCAGCCCGGUGCCAAUGACCUCUUGCAACGAGACAAGCUCCUCGAUCUCGGCCGCAGCAUCAUUCCAGGAUCGAUAUCCAAAGAACCGCUGAAGGACGACAUGGAUGAUUCUCCGGAGAGUCCUGAUUCACCGGAAUAACACCAGCAGUCCUAGGCUGUAGUCAAUUGUAUUGCAGAUAAAUUAUGCUGUGUGUGUUUGUGUGAGAGUGGAUGAGAGUGAGAGAUAUCGAUAGAGGCAGUGAGAGAGGAAAAAAUGUAUGAGAGUUCUUACUAUAAUAUUGAAAUCAUGAACAGUUUUUUAAAGUAAGCAUCUGUACUUUCAAUGAGGCAUUUCUAUAAUUACAUGUAAGAGUAAAACUUUGAAGCAUUGAGAAUGACAUCAUUUCUGCUGUCUAUGACACAUUGUCUUCCCUACAUGUAAACCAUACCCUCUUCAGUCCUAAAGUAAUUUCAGCGUAAGUCAUCCGAAUCUGAAAGUAACCUUCUUUAAUCUGUUUUAGGUUGGUAGGGGAUUAGGUGUACAUUGUCUCAGUUACAGAUCUGUUCUGGUUUAGAAGGGGUGCGAUGGUGCAUCCCUGCUAAUCCGGAGUAGUUGCUUUGUGGCAUGAUACUGCUGCAGACAACUGUUUCUGAAAUCUUAUCCCUGCUGUGCAAGUAAAGGCCUGUUAACAUAUGGCUAAACCACAAAUGUUCCCUUUUUUGUGUGGAAAUGAAUUCUAAGUGGGGAUUUAAAGAGUACCAUUUACAUCAAAGGACAUACUGUACCCACUUACAUGUAUCUGUGUGUUAUGAGACGCAGAAAUAUGAAGUACACUAUACUUGCCGGUUUGGCCUGGCAGUUUACCGCUGCAAAUGCGAACAAGACUUAAAUUUAUACUAUUCGUAAAUGAACUUUCAAUGAAUUAGGUGGUUUUAAUUCUUCCGGUUUUACUCAGGGCAUGCAAUAUCCAGCUUGGGAACAAACUUCACAAAUCAAAUAGGUUUGUUUCAGGAGGAAAAAAUAGAAGAAAACGAAAGGCUGACUCCAAACAUGCACUACACCAUUGCUGUUUCUUGAGUGGGAAGAGUCAUCUGUUCAUAGCCAGAAGGGCGUUUAACAUAUGUGUCAAAGCAAAGGAGUUGGUGCCCUUCUGGCUCUCAGCAGAUGAGUACAGUGCUGAUAUGCUAUGACAGACUACAUUCCAAAAUAUGUCAUAAAUUCAUUCCUGUCAGAAAAUGUUCUUGUUCUCUCAGACCAAGUGAAAUAUCAUUCCUUUUUCAUACUAUUCUAAUAUUUUUGUCCUUGAGAAGGUAGUCUGAAAAAUGUGAGGUACAAUGAGUUAACCCAUAGCAGUUCAGACUUCUCUUAUUUUCUAAAUCAGUUUUCCCUCCUUCAAUUGGCUACAUUUAAUCUACAGUCAAACCUGUCUAUAGCAACCACCCAAGGGAAACACAAAAGUGGUCUUUGUAGACAGGUUCCUUUAGUAUAUGUUUCAAUGAGAAACCAUUUUCAAGGGAAACCAAAAAUGUGGUCUUUGUAGCUAGGUGGUCACUAAAGCAGGUUUGACAGUAUUUUCCACUCCUUCAUUGUUUGAAGAAAAAUUGGAAUUUUCAGGCCUAUAAAAUAACAAAUGUGAAAGAGCAUAGCAAAAUUGAAAGUGAUGUUUGUUUACACCGUGACGUUGCCAAUUUAGAGACUCUAAUGAUUAUUAACAAUUGAAUCACUCUCAUUCGAGCUUUGAUCGCCAAUACUACGUUGGAAACAGAAUCAAGAUUUUCUUUGAUGACUGCUCUUUCUGAUCAUGUAUAAAGUUUAAUUCCUAGCAUUGUGGAUCAAAAGAUAAUGAAAGAAAGAAAAAAAAUAGUUAUUAAAGAAGACACUGUGCUGUUAUGGGUUAAAUAGGAAAGGUAGUAGCCUGUGUUUUAUUCGAUGGCACAUUUACUUUCCCAAGAUGCAAACAUCAGUGGGUGAGGACCCAUUAUAAUGGGGAGGGGGAGAAGGGGUACCGCCCUUUCAGGAAAACCCUUCAGUCUACUACUUCUCCCAAAGCCUACGAUGCUGCUUCGAGUAUAGAGAACAGAGAAACGUAAUACUGAAUAUUCUUGGGAAGGAACCAAAGACUUAAUAAUCAUGUUAGCUGAAUAUUCGAGAUAUGCAAUUAGCGUAGAGUGGGGGCACUGUGAUAGUGUUCACAUUUAUAAAGCUGUUGACCUUUGUCAGUUAUGCAUGUUUCAGUUCUUCUAUAUGUCAGAUAAAUUAUGUACAGCAAUGAUUCUAUUGAGAAUUUUAACUUUAUGAUACGUACUACAAAUAUUUGUGUGUGUGUGUGUAUAUUGACGAGAGUUUGCAAUUUAAUAUACAGAUCAAUUAUAGUACAGGUCAAAAGCAGGUCGUCGUGUACCAAAAAGCAUUCUUUUGUGUCUGUGCUUUCAUUGUAAUUUAUUAAGUUAGAGGUUUCAAUUGAAUGGAGCAUAUCAGUUCAAUUUGAUUUGGUGUUUAAUUGGUAUUGCAUUUAUUCCAUAUUUUUACUUCAGUUUUUGUCAACAUUCCCAUUUAGAAGUAUACGUGAAUUUGGAAUAGUUUCCCAUCGCCAUAUUAUAUAUAUCUUUUGUGCAUAAAUGUGCCUAAUGGAUAUGUACAGUCAUUACUGUCCAUAAGAAUCUAAACUUGCUGUUCUUCAUUCCUCUCUCCGUCGCUGUUUAUUAAAUCAUAUAUAUAUCUUGAUUCAUGCAAUUCUGUGACCAAACUUUCUAUAUAGGGAAUUGACAAAGAUCAACAAUGAAAUUCAAUACAUACAUGUAUAUAUCUUUUCAGCAAACAUCCUUAAUAGGAGUUCAUCUUUAAUAAGGUAAACUGUUUCGGUACUAGCAUGUUGUUUUUGUUUUUGCCUCAUAUGUAUGAAAAAUGACAAACGGCGUCGAUUUCAAGAAGAGGAUUCCAAGCAUGGAGGAGAAGGAAGUUUCAAGCAAUAUUAAUUUUACCACUGGAGAGUUUUCGUUCACUUGUAUAGAAAGCACUUGCAACUUUGAAUGACUAGAAAAUGGGUUUUAAUCAAUAUUUUCUUUCUAGUAUAGAGGUAUCAGAUCAUUUCCUUUGUAAAAAAAAGAACAAUCAUGACUUAUAAGUUGUUUAUAUUCAUUUUAAACUCAUUUUGAUCUUUUCUUGUAUAUGUUGUAGGUAAUGAAAAUAUCUAUAUUUUGUAAACUUGGUGACAGUUUUGUUUCCUCUUAGAAUGUACAGUUCAGGUAUUAGAUUUUAAAGGAAAUGUGAAAAGUCAAUUUAUUGAUCUAUUUAAUGUGUACAGACUGUUAUUAUAUCGGUUAUAUUUUCCUGAAAAAGUGGGACAGUGGUGUAGACUUUAUCAUCCGUGUUAUAUAUGCAAAAUUUAUUGCAAAUAAGAUGUCCAUGUACUAGGUGUUCUUUCCUUCAAUUAAAGGGGAAAACUACAGAAGGUAAAGUAAAUAUUUCUUCGAUGUGACAGGCAAUAAUUGUGUGAUUUGUGCAUGAGCUAGAGAUUUUUAUCUGCAUUUUAUGCAACAUUUCCCCAUCCUCUGCUACCAUGCUUUAGUACUAUAGUGGUGUUCCCCCAAGACGAUUUUGAUGGAGGCUGUAUUUUGAGUUACCCAAUAAGUUCAAUGAGCCAUCUUUUCUUUCACUAGUGUACAAUAUUACUUAUUAAGAUGUCAUACCUAUCUUUUUAAACACUUUUUUUUGUUAUGGUCGUUUUAGGUUGCCAUGAAUGUACUUUUAGAAUUGACCAAUUUAUAUUGUAUCCCAAUUUUUAUCUGUCUACUUAUUAAUGGAUUUUUAAAAUCACAAAUUAUACCAUGCAUGUAGAACCUGGUUAAGCAGUUGCUUUCAUGUUACACCGGUUGUGUAAGCUUUCAACAUGUUGCCAAUCGAAGGAUUAUGAAGCUUAUUUUCCUUUUUAAAAUCCUGCAAUGAAACGUAAUAAGGUGUCGCAAAAAAAUAGAAUCAAUAUUUCCAAUAAUAUUUGCCCUUUAACUUGUGCAUCCGGUAUAUAUUUUACGGCUCUGAAUCAAAAUUUAGUGAGCCAAAAUGAUUUUGAUGUUUUGAUUGUCACAAAUUUCAGAUACUUAAAAUGAGCUUUCUUAGAUGUAUGGUUUAUAAUUAAUGUAUUGUUGCCUGAAUUGUUGCAGUGAAAUAAAUGGGUUGUUAUGCAGAUUCAUAGCACUGUUUCAUAAAACUUAAUAUUGUCAAUAACAAAUAGCUCCUGAUAUCAUUAAACUUGAUUGGUUGUGAGCAAAUGUAUCAAAUGAAUGUGGCACCAUAUUGCGAAUACCAAGUUUUAUAAAAUGGGCUCAGAUGUUCCAGGCUUUUAUGCAAUAUCUUUAACGGAAGCUAUCAGUUACAGUGCAAUGAUGAAAGUACAGGGUUACUAAACUUUUUAUGGCAUUGCAUAAUACAUUUAUCAGGUCUAAAUUGGAUGAAUCUAUCAUAGACAGCAUUUUAUUGACAGGCAUGGUAAUAAUCAUUUGCAGUGUAAUUUCUUACAUUCCCACUUCAAAUGAUGAACUUGAUAUUAAUUGUAGUUAUACGUGUAAAUACCCGUUUUUAUUAAAAUUGCAGACAAUGAAGAGAACUCAUUUAUAGAAUGUAUUAGGUGCUGUGUUGUACAUGUAGUAGGUUUUGUUUUAUACAUUAUGAAGUUUUCUCCCCAACUGUGCGGAUGAGGUGAUUAUUUUGUGAUACUGUGCACAAUAACAUUAUUAAACAUAUCUUCAGUUCAUUUGUCACUGCUGUCAGAGAAGAAUUAUAAUUAAAUGUUAUUCAUUCCCAAAUA
Molecule: messenger RNA, 6253 nt
Organism: Strongylocentrotus purpuratus (purple sea urchin)
Lineage: Eukaryota; Metazoa; Echinodermata; Echinoidea; Camarodonta; Strongylocentrotidae
Product: high-affinity choline transporter 1
Exons: 7
Coding region: 166-1608 (480 amino acids)
Biological process (GO): acetylcholine biosynthetic process; transmembrane transport; choline transport
Cellular component (GO): plasma membrane
Molecular function (GO): choline:sodium symporter activity
Source: RefSeq, a predicted model, not a curated record